AUGGCCUAAAUAAUACCUUCCUCUGCCAGUGCUGUUGGGCUAAUAAGUCCAUAAUGUGAACUGUAAUUGAUUCGUACUCCUAUUAAACCUCUUGGACCUAAAGAUUUACUUGUUAGAGUAGAAGCUGUUAGUAUAAACCCUGUUGAUUACAAAGUACUUUAAGGACUAAACAAUAAAAAUCUUUCAGAAGAUAAUCCUACUAUUGCUGGAUUUGAUGCAAGUGGUGUUGUUGUCAAAGUAGGUUCAGAUUGUUAGCUUUUUAAAGUAGGAGAUUAAGUAUUUUAUGCAGGAAGCUAUAUAAGAAAUGGCUCUUUCUAAAACUAUUAAAUAGUUGAUGAGAGAAUUGUGGGAAUAAAACCUAAAAAACUGUCUCAUUCGGAAGCUGCUGCUAUUCCAUUAGUAGCUCUUACUGCCUAUGAGGGCUUAGUUGAAGAAAUGAGGAUUCCAUAUACAGGAAAAUAAUAAAAAUUAAAUAAAACAAUUCUGAUUGUUGGAGGUGCUGGUGGUGUGGGAAGCAUGACUAUUUAAAUUGCUAAAAAUGUUUUAGGAUUAACAGUAAUAGCUACUGCAUCCAGAGAAUAGAGUAAGCAAUUCUGUAUUAAAAUGGGAGCAGAUUAUGUAAUAAACCAUAACUAACCUUUAGCUGAACAGUUAAAAAAUAUUAACGUUGAUGGGUUAGAUUAUGUUUAUAAUUGUGUUGAGAUGGGAAAAAGCUAUUUUGAUUAAUUUGCUUCAUUAAUUAAACCUUUCGGUCAUAUUCUUGGUAUUGUUGGUUUUGAUGAGCCUCUUGACUUAAAACCAUUAUUCUAUAUGAGAGCCAAAAUAACAGCUGAGUUAAUGUUCACUCGCUCAAUGUUUAACUAAGAACCUGAAAAGCAAAAUUAAAUUUUGAACCAUAUUAGUGAACUUUACGAUAAGCAAAUACUAAUUUCUACGAUCUAAAUCACUAAAAAGUUUUCUAUUGAAAAUCUGAAGCAAAUGCUUGAACUCUCAGAGUCUGGAAAAACUAUUGGAAAAAUUGUUUUGUCUGAUGUCUAAGGUUUUUUUGAUGCAAAAAAGUGA
This is a messenger RNA of Tetrahymena thermophila SB210, 1062 nucleotides long. RefSeq names its product zinc-binding alcohol dehydrogenase family protein. Gene Ontology annotation, molecular function: quinone reductase (NADPH) activity; zinc ion binding. NCBI's taxonomy places the organism in Eukaryota, Ciliophora, Oligohymenophorea, Hymenostomatida, Tetrahymenidae. The transcript has a single exon. The record is from RefSeq and is a predicted model, not a curated record. Gene Ontology annotation, cellular component: cytoplasm. Gene Ontology annotation, biological process: cellular response to oxidative stress.